AUUAUCAGCACGGUGGAUAUGAGCUUCAGCCUUCACACCUCCAGAGGGAUGAUGGAGACGUGGAGAUGAGGGGUGUCCUGAAGUACCAAGUCAGACACACUCCCUAUACUAUGGGACAUGACAAGAGGAGAGUGAAAUGGCAUAGUGAAGGCCAAAUCCGUGUUACUCUGUGGAGUAACAGGAAACAUCUCACGAGAGAGAUGGGGGAGGACACAAGAGAUGGAACCCAGUCCAGUUGGUUCAAGAUCACAAUUCCCUUUGGAAAAAAGUAUGACAAGACCUGGCUAAUGAAUUCACUCCAGAGCCAUUGCAGUGUCCCCUUCACUCCAGUGGACUUUCAUUAUGUGCAACACAGGGCUCGGUUCUUUGUCCAGGAUGCUAGCGCUGCUUCUGCACUGAUGGAUGUCAGCUACAAGAUUUGCGAUGAGGAGAACAAAAAGAUACCUAUCUUUGUCAAUACUUCUGCUGUACCUUACUCUGUGCGGGAUAAGUUGGCGCCAGAAAAAAUGGAGCAGCUAAAGCUGACCAUGAGCAAACGAUAUGAGGUCUCCCGGAAAGCUCUUGAUCUCCAGAGCCUACGCUAUGACCCAGACUUGGUGGGCCACGGCAUUGACAUAAUCCUGAAUCGCAGAAACUGCAUGACCGCCGCCCUGCAGAUCAUCAAAAUGAAUUUCCCGGAGCUGUUGUCCUUGGACUUGCACAGCAACAGACUCUUUCAGCUGGAUGGCCUGUCUGAUAUUACACAGAUGGUCCCCACAGUCAGGAUCCUGAACCUGUCCAAAAAUGAGCUUAACUCCACCUGGGAGUUGGGGAAGAUCAAAGGCCUGAAGCUCGAAGAGCUGUGGCUGGAAGGGAACCCCUUGUGUGACACCUUCCCAGACCAAUCUACCUACGUAAGUGCCAUCAGGAAAUGUUUCCCCAAGUUGUUACGCUUGGAUGGCCGGGAUUUACCCCCACCAAUUACCGCUGACGUUGACAGGCCCGACCUAAUAAAGCCCUACAAGGAACGGUAUGAAGGAUCUGAUGUUGUGAAGAGUCUAGUGCUGCAGUUCCUGCAGCAAUACUACUUGAUCUAUGACUCUGGAGACAGACAGAGUCUCCUCGGUGCUUAUCACGAUGAGGCCUGCUUCUCCCUGACCAUUCCUUUCAACCCGAACGAUCCAGACCCAAGCAGCUUGUUCGAGUACUUCAAAUAUAACAGGAAUAUGAAGAACCUCAAGGACCCCAACCUGCGCUUUCAGCUGCUGAAACAUACAAAACGUGACAUUGUGUGCUCCCUCAGUGUGUUGCCCAAAACUCAGCAUGACUUCAGCUCCUUCAUCUUGGACACGUGGUUCCAGUCGGAAAGCAUGAUCUUCGUCUGUGUCAACGGGGUGUUCAAGGAAGUGGAAGGAAGGUCUCAGGGUUCUGUCCGUGCCUUCAGCCGGACCUUCAUCGCUACCCCUGCCAGCAAUUCCAGUAUGUUCAUCGUGAAUGAUGAGCUGUUUGUGAGGGUCGCCACCACCUGUGAGUCUCAGAGGGCAUUCUCUAUCACAGUGCCCACACCUUCCUGCAGUUCUGAGCCCACCCUCUCCCAGGAGCAGCAGAAAAUGGUGCUGCUUUUCUCCAUGCAGUCUGGCAUGAAACCGCAGUGGUCUCAGAAGUGCCUUCAGGAAAACGAGUGGAACUACACCAGAGCUGCUCAGGUCUUCACUAUGCUCAAGAUGAAGGGCACGAUCCCGGAGGAGGCCUUCAAACAAAUCCCUUAA
Molecule: messenger RNA, 1748 nt
Organism: Pteronotus mesoamericanus
Lineage: Eukaryota; Metazoa; Chordata; Mammalia; Chiroptera; Mormoopidae
Product: nuclear RNA export factor 2-like
Exons: 20
Coding region: 66-1748 (560 amino acids)
Biological process (GO): poly(A)+ mRNA export from nucleus
Cellular component (GO): nucleus; cytoplasm
Molecular function (GO): RNA binding; protein binding
Source: RefSeq, a predicted model, not a curated record